AUGAAGACAUCAGUCGCUGUCGGCACUUCGGUGCUGGCAUUGCUAACUAACGCCGUCGUCGCCGCCGUCACGUCGAACAGCACCAGCACCAGCGCCACUGGAACGGCUACAGAAGCAUGCGCGGUUGUCAGCGCAUCGUGGGCAGCCCAGAUCGCGGCAACGGCCACGCCUACGGUGUCGGCCUCGCUCGCUUACGACUGUCUGAACUCGGCGGCCAUCAACAAGGAGGCUGCGCUCAAGUUUGUCAACGAGCUCGAGCCGUACCUCGAGUGGCAGUCUGACUCGGCCUGGAAGAAGAACCCGCCCGCUGAUUACUUCUAUCCCGCUUAUGACGUAUUCGCUGAGCUAGCGAAGAUCAAGGCCGCCAUCGAGGCUGACGAGUACCCCACCGAGUACGCGUGGCAGGCAGACCUGUACAAGAAGGUCUUCGGCCCCGGCCAUGACGGCCAUCUCGUUGUGUACCCGGAUCUGCUCUCGCGUGCCAUUGAAUUCGGCAGACCUUUUGCCUUGGUCUCUAUCAGUGAGGACGGUAGCUCCUUGCCUGUCAUCAAGGUGUACGAGGAUGUCAUCUCGUCGCCGGACACGGCGUCGGUGGUGAAGCUGAUCAAUGGCAUCGAUGCCGCGACUUACGUCAGCGAUUGGAUCUUCCAGGUCUCUGGUAACCAGGACGCCGAUGCUGCUUACAACUCUAUGUUCUUCGAGAAGUCGUAUGUAGCUGAGCUUGCCAGCUUUGGUUACUUCCAGUCGGGAGGUCGCGUCAGAUAUGUAUACCCUGGAGACACCACUUCAUUCACAUUCGAGAAUGGCACAUCUGUUGAACUCGACAACGUUGGCAGAAUUAAGGGUAACUUCGCAGGCGUCACGGAUGGUCCUUCGUUGUUUGCGAAAUUCUGCCCUGCUGCUGUGCCUGCUGCUUCAACGACGGCCAGCGCAACAGCGACUCCUGCCCCUACAAGCUCGUCAGCAGCAGUACCCACUGCGGUCCCGGGCUACCCCGCCCCGGUUAUCAUUUCAAGUGAUUCGGUCGUGUCGGGCUACUUCCUCAGCGAGGCCGGAUUCGAAGAUGUCGCCGUCUUGGUGAUGCUUUCCUUCUCCCCCGACGACCCACCUGAGUUCCAGCAGGUGGUGCAAGACUUUUUCGCGGCAUCGGUCAAGGCCGGGAAGACCAAGCUCGUUGUCGACGUUCAAGUCAACGGCGGUGGCUACAUUUACCAAGGUUACGAUACCUUCAGACAAAUCUUCCCAGACAUUGUGCAAGAGGGACUCGGAUGCUGGAGGAAUUCGGCAGGGUUCAAGGCCGUCUCCGAGGUGUUCUCCGCGCGCUGUGCCGAUUACGACCCUCUCACGUCUUCCGAAGAACUCAUCUACGAAUGCAACAGCGUCUACAAUUGGCGCUACGACCUCGACGAGUCGCUGCAGAACUUCACCUCCUUCGACGACAAGUUCGGCCCCGUUGAGCACAACGGCGACGAGUACACGGACGUAAUGCAGUGGAACUUCGACAAUGAAAUCGACACUAUCAACUCCACCUACGGCAUCGGCUAUGACGUGACCGGGUACGGCAGCCGCCGGAACUUCACCCGCCCCUUCGGUGGCCCGGAGAACGUCGUCGUCCUGUUGGACGGGUACUGUGCUUCGACUUGCACCCUCUUCUCCCAGUUCAUGAAGUGGAACGCGGGCGUCAAGAGUAUUGCGCUCGGCGGCCGCCCGAAGGAGGGACUCAUCCAGGGCGUCGGUGGCGUCAAGGGCUCGCAGAGCUACGGCUUCGCCAACGUGUACAGUAAUGUGCAGGCGGCUCUCAAUGAGACCGAAGACGCCGACCUGAUCGCCGAGUUCAGCCGAUACACCACUUACGUCGUCGACCGUUCAUCGGCUGCUAGUCUCAACGUCAAGGACGAGAUUCUGCGCGAUAACCUCGAUGAUGGCACGCCGGCUCAGUACGUUGCCGAGUACUCGGAUUGUCGGUUGUACUGGACCGAGGACAUGGUCAAGGAUGUCAGUUCCGUCUGGAAGUCGGCUGCUAGCGCGGCGUUCAAGGGUGGUGCUUGUGCGGCGGGUAGCAUUGAGUACCCCCAGACGUACGAGCGUCGCCGCUCGCGAUUGCUGCCGCCCAGGUUCACAAGCCCGAAGCAGCACGUCCCCGUGGAGAAGACCGUUGAUAAGAGGGAGAUUGGCGAGACAAGGAAUAAGUUCUUGGCCACGCAAUUUAUGAAGGUUGUGGAUUAG
Molecule: messenger RNA, 2226 nt
Organism: Pseudomassariella vexata
Lineage: Eukaryota; Fungi; Ascomycota; Sordariomycetes; Amphisphaeriales; Pseudomassariaceae
Exons: 2
Coding region: 1-2226 (741 amino acids)
Source: RefSeq, a predicted model, not a curated record